Messenger RNA from Astyanax mexicanus (Mexican tetra), 1685 nucleotides. RefSeq lists its product as uncharacterized. The coding region runs from base 1 to 933 and encodes 310 amino acids. The record is from RefSeq and is a predicted model, not a curated record. NCBI's taxonomy places the organism in Eukaryota, Metazoa, Chordata, Actinopteri, Characiformes, Acestrorhamphidae. The transcript has 4 exons.
AUGGACUCCACGAAGAAGAUCGUGAAGAAGCUGGCAGGCGACACUGCGGGCACCGCCGCGUGGGCUACCAACGUCAGGAAAGAGCACGGGCAGGUCCUGACGACCGUGCUGACGUCCCACGAGGGUACGGGCCUGGUGGACAUGGCGUCAAGCUUAAUGAAGCGCUACAGGGAUGCCAUGGAUCCUCCUCCACGUGUGAUCUACAUGGACCGUGACUGCUGCUCCCUGACGGGGUCCUCCAGCGUUGCCAAACUCUUCCACGAGUGGGAGGACGUGACCAUUGUGCGUCUGGACGUGUGGUAUCUCAUGCGGUGGUUUGCGAGCCCCGUCACCACAGAAAGCCACCAGUUGUACGGUGCUUUCAUGAGCGGCCUGUCUGGAUGCAUCUUCGUGUGGGAGGCUGGCGACGUGACAAGGCUGAGGGAGGCCAAGCGCCUUUUCGGCCUGAGCGACGACCAGGUAGAGCUCCGCAUCACAAAGAAGGAGCUGGCGAAGCACUGCAGGAGCCGCACGCGUGGGGCGGAGGAAACCACGUGGCUGAUCAGGCAGCUUACUGACACGUUUAAAGGGCACAAGGGCAGCGACACCAUGGGUAUACCCCUUUUGGACAGAGGGCGGAUCGAAGCUGUGUGGCAGUCCCAAAAACGCCACCUCAUCUGUAUCCAGGACCUUGACGAGGAGCAGCUGUACACUAAGGUCAGGCAGCUCGUUAAGGGGGGUGUGACGUUGCCCGUGUACCACUGCGCUCGAGGAUCCACCUCGCUCGAGUCCUUUCACCUGCACCUGAAUAAUUUCAUUCAAGGCACAAGUGCGAACGGCAUGCACUUGCAGGUGUACUUGCUGGAGGGCCUUGUGAGGUGGAACGAGAACCGUGCCAUCGCCGCCAUCAAGGGAGAAAAAGCUGCCCGAGAUCGCAGCCACUGCCGCCAUUAGAUCUGGCCUAAAACGCAAGUAGGACAGUGAUGAAGCCAGCAAAGGGUCCCAAGGUGAGGCCCCACCUUUGCAGGAGGGAGAGCUCAGCCCCACUUCAUUGUCGCCCCCACAGACCCGAGAAGAGUCACAUGGACCUGAUGGCGCACCAGGGUAUGAGCAUGUAAAUCUCGCAAUUGCUCUGGUUGGUCUUCGCAAGCUGACUCACCUGACUGACAGCAAGGUGGACGAGCUUGUUGCUUUGUGGGAGCUGCUUACUGACUCUGACAAGGAAAGGUCAGUGUAUCCUCCACGUCAUCAGGACAGACUAACCGCCAGACAAGUCAAGGACACAAAAUAUACCUUGGGCACUCCUGGCAUAGAGAGUCUCAAAAGGUAAGAGGUGUUUAAAUCACUUUAGGGAUGCUACUGACAAUUUGCCAAACUAAAGAACACUUGUCCUUAUCAGCCUGAACUCACUGAAAUGUUAGUGUUUUAUAGGUGUCUCUUGGGAGAGACUACCGGACCUGCAGAGUGGCCAGAUGUUAGCAGGGUUGUGGAAGCAGUCUGCCGGCAGUUGUGCGACCUGCACCCGUCUUCUGUACAGACCAAGGGGGUGCGGGUUGAAAGGUGGGCGUUGAUCCUUCAAGACUACCACAGCAUAAGACAGCUAGUCCUUAACGCUCCAGCGCUGCUGAGCAGGACUACGCUGCAGCUGUUUGAAAUAAAUCGGCGAACUCUUAUUCAGUGGUAAGUUUACCAUACAAAUGCUGCUU